UGGAGGUCGUCUCCCCCACCCCGACGUCCUGCAAAGUCAAGUUGAGACUGAAGAAAAAGCCGAACACUCUACUACAUUAAGCCCCGCCCCCUCAGGAUUACAAGCCUCUCCUCCUCUCCCCACCCUCCCCCCUUCCGUGUCCCACUAAGCGGUUUCAGAGCGUGAAGGGACUCGUCCCUACAGCCACGGAUGCACGGUGCAACAUGGCGACAGAGUUUCAUAACCUGCAGGAGUUGAGGCACAGUGCAUCUCUGGCCAACAAAGUAUUCAUUCAGAGAGACUACAGUGAAGGAACCACCUGCAAGUUUCAGACCAAGUUCCCCUCUGAGUUGGAGAGCAGGAUCGAGCGAACACUGUUUGAGGACACUGUGAAGACGCUGAAUAACUAUUAUGCAGAGGCGGAAAAGAUUGGAGGACAGUCCUACUUGGAAGGGUGUCUGGCCUGCGCUACAGCAUAUCUCAUUUUCCUCUGCAUGGAGACACGUUAUGAGAAGGUGCUGAAGAAGAUUGCCAAGUACAUUCAGGAGCAGAAUGAGAAGAUUUAUGCUCCCAGAGGUCUCCUUAUCACAGAUCCCAUAGAAAGGGGAAUGCGUGUUAUAGAGAUCUCCAUCUAUGAAGAUCGGGGCUCCAGUGGCUCCAGCUCAGGGAGCAGCUCUGUGUCCGGCAGCACUGCUCGAUGACUGGAUGCUUCCUAAACCUGCGUCCACCUGAUCACUCACAACCAUGAAGGAAAACCUAGGAUGUAAUACGACUCCUCUUCCAACACCAACCACCCCCUCAGCUACGCUCACACAAAGUAUUCACCAGUUUUUUUCCCCAUCAUGUCCCUAACUUGUUCAGAGUAGACACUUGAAACACGCACUUUAGUGGUUUAUUACGAAAGAAAUGUGCAGGUGCUGAUGCACUUUUGCUAAGAUGUAAUGUCUCAAUGAAAAGGAUGAAAAGAUGCAGCUAGUGAUGCUUUGUGUGAUCCCACCAUUUCUCUCCUUCCUGUCUGAUUUCAAGAUAAAAGGGACGAAGUGCCUCAUCUGCUGUCAUUGUACCACGUAGGCCAGAUCAACCUGGGCUGCACCCCAAACACUGGACCAAACACAAGACUAGACCCCAAAUUCAGCACCUCUUCCAAAUCGGCUCUAAAUCAUGCUGUCUGGCAGCAGAUGAAUGCCAUUUAAGUCAUCCAUAAUGUAGCAGAUCCUCCAUAUUUAUGAUGAAGCUUGUAUUUCCUUUUUUAAAGUCAUAGCCACAAAUCCAAGUACUAACCUCAUGGUUUCAUUGAGCGAGAGCAACUCUUCCUAAAUUUAGAUUAUGCAAAGACUCGUUGUGCGUGAAGCGCAGCAGUAAGUAAAGAAGGGAUGGGUCAGAAAUGUCUUCCUAAAUUAUACCUGUAAGUGUUUAUGAAAAUACACCAACCCUUCCCUGCUUUAUGAACAGACUUCCAAAGAAAAAUAACUGCCAAAAAACAAACUGGCUCACAAAUGUGAAUGUUUCUUUUAUUUUGGUGACAUUUUGUGCAAGAACAAGUUUUCAUACUGCUUAUUGUUUUAAUACACAUGGUAGAAAUGACUGGCGUCAAAUAAACAGUUUCAUCACA
Messenger RNA from Maylandia zebra (zebra mbuna), 1591 nucleotides. It is a transcript of the gene golga7ba, whose product is annotated as golgin A7 family, member Ba. Gene Ontology annotation, cellular component: palmitoyltransferase complex. Gene Ontology annotation, biological process: protein targeting to membrane; peptidyl-L-cysteine S-palmitoylation. Lineage: Eukaryota; Metazoa; Chordata; Actinopteri; Cichliformes; Cichlidae. The record is from RefSeq and is a predicted model, not a curated record.